This is a messenger RNA of Phlebotomus argentipes, 2634 nucleotides long. RefSeq names its product Y+L amino acid transporter 2 (gene gb). Gene Ontology annotation, molecular function: L-amino acid transmembrane transporter activity. NCBI's taxonomy places the organism in Eukaryota, Metazoa, Arthropoda, Insecta, Diptera, Psychodidae. The record is from RefSeq and is a predicted model, not a curated record. The transcript has 5 exons. Bases 375 to 1868 code for a protein of 497 amino acids. Gene Ontology annotation, biological process: amino acid transmembrane transport. Gene Ontology annotation, cellular component: membrane.
UGGAAAUAUAUGCAGUUGUGUGUUGCCUGCAGAAGAAUUGCGCAAGAUGUUUUUUUCUCCAUCAUCAGACAACAAGAGAGCGACAGUUGGGCAAUGAGCCAUUGCGGGAAAUGCGUGGUGUGUGCGUAUUUUUAAAAAUGCGCGGGAGGACGACGUCAAAAAAAGCUCCGAAGUGAGGUUAUGCGUGAGGUGCAGGAGUGCAAAAAACGCGAGCGAUUCCACAAGAAGUUGCGUGGCUUUUCUCUCUGGCAAAUGGUGAUGGUAAAUUGGCGUCUUCCGCCACGAAUCGGGAGUGCAUUGAUGUGAGAAAUCCAGCGAGGAAUCAGCCACUGUUGUGCCUGUUGAGUGUGUGAAUUGCCGAGCGAUCAGUAGGAAUGCCGUCGACCACGAGAAGUGACGCUCCCACGGAGCUGCGGACCGUGAGCAAGAGUGUGGACGAGAUCAGCCCCUGCGAUGGACCGCCGCAGAAGGUGCAGAUGAAGAAGCAGCUCGGCCUCCUGGAAGGAUGCGCCAUUAUUCUGGGAAUCAUUAUAGGAUCAGGGGUGUUUGUGUCGCCCAAAGGAGUGAUCCAGGAAGUGAACGCCGUGGGAACUUCGCUCCUGAUCUGGGUGGUUUGCGGCCUCCUGUCCAUGAUCGGAGCGCUGUGCUAUGCUGAACUCGGCACGCUCAUACCAAAGUCCGGCGGCGACUACGCCUACAUCCUGGAGGCGUUCGGCCCCCUUCCCGCCUUCCUCUAUCUCUGGGACGCCACGUUCAUCUUCGUACCAACGACAAAUGCCAUCAUGGGCAUGACAUUCGCCAGUUACGUCCUCCAGCCGUUUUUCCACAGCGACUGCCAAAUUCCCGGACUGUGCAUCCAACUGCUGGCCGCCGUGACCAUCUGCCUGCUGACAUUCAUCAACUGCUACGACAUUAAGUCCACCACGAAGCUCCAGAAUGUGAUCAUGUUCGCCAAGAUCGGCGCCCUGGUGAUUAUCGUGCUGGUGGGAUUGGUGUGGAUGUUCCUGGGACACACGGAGAAUUUCGAUGCGCCCUUCGCGGACACCGAAACCGACCCAGGGAAGCUCUCAGUCGCCUUCUACUCGGGCAUCUUCUCAUACGCCGGCUGGAACUACCUCAACUUCAUGACAGAAGAACUCCGCGAGCCGUACAAGAAUCUCCCCAGGGCCAUCUUCAUCUCCCUGCCACUCGUGACUGUGAUCUAUGUGCUGGCCAACAUGGCCUAUCUGGCGGUGCUGACGCCACAAGAGCUGGUCGCCUCCAAUGCCAUCGCCGUGACUUUCGGCAACAAGGUGAUGGGCGUGAUGGCGUGGGUGAUUCCACUGAUGGUGGCCAUCUCCUCGUUCGGCGGACUCAGUGUGCAUAUCAUGACCUCGUCCAGGAUGUGCUUCGUCGGCGCCAGGAACGGCCACAUGCCCGCCAUUCUCUCUCAUAUCAACAUCAACAAGUUCUCCCCGACGCCGUCUCUCGUCUUUCUGUGCAUCCUGUCGCUGAUUAUGCUGUGCAUCAGCGACGUGUACGUCCUGAUAACAUACUGCAGCAUCGUCGAGUCCACCUUUAUCAUGCUGUCCGUGGGCGCUGUGCUCUACUUCCGCUACAAAUAUCCGAAGAAGGAGCGACCCAUCAAGGUGUCCCUCUGGAUACCAAUCGUGUUCUGCCUCAUUUGCGCCUUCCUCAUCGUCGUGCCGUGCUAUGUGGCGCCCUAUGAGGUGGUCAUGGGCAUUCUCAUCACCGUCACGGGCAUUCCCUUCUACUACAUGGGCGUCGUGUGGCAGCGGAAGCCACGCUGGCUGACGACAGUCAUCGUGAGUGGCACUCACGUCUGCCAGAAGCUCUUCCUGUCGGCCACGGAGGAGAAGGAGGACUGAAGUGAGAGAGGUUUUAUUGCUAACAAUUUUACUGCGCUGUGAAGUGGAUCUUCGGUAAAAUCUCCAACCAAAUUGUGCGAAUCUCAGAAUAAUUUCAACAUUUCUCUCUAUCCACACAAAAACCAUUCACUUUAAUGGAUUGUUUAUCUCUUUUUCAAGGAUAUUAUUGUAGUACUUAAAGGCCUAUGAGGUAUUUUAUACAUUUCUUUGUACACGUGUGUGUUGUAGUUCUGCAGAAAAUGGAACGAGUGUCGUAGAAGAGUAAUUUUGACCACAGUUUGACAAGAGUUUGUUCAAUUAUAUGUACUUCUUAUGUUAAUCACUGGACUUUAGUGUGUAGAUUUAUGUAUACUGGAUAAUUUUCGAAGCAUUUCCGCGUAAAAAUUCCCCCUUGAAUAUGACCCAGUUUUGAUCUGAUGUUGUAAUAAUGUGUAGAAAAAAACCCAAUUGUGAGAAGAAUUUAGACAUGUUUUGUACAAAUGAUUAAAGAAUCCUCUGAAUCUCCUCAGUUAUUGCUUGGCUAAUGAGACCACAAAUUAUUGCUGGCUUCUCCCAAAGUGUAUUUAUUUAUAUUAUGUGAAUUGUUACUUGUUAAGCUUGUCUCCCAUUCUCAAUUCAGCAUGAAGAAGGAAAAAAAGAAAGAAAUCUUUGUAUAUGGAAAAAUUGUAAGGAACACAUAAAAGAGAGAAUAAAUGUACAUUAUAGAGUUUUAAAUGCAGAGAAAAUGCAAGAAGAGGAGAAAUAAAAACCACAUUUGAGCAUAAAA